AUGUCCGACUUUGGCGAUGACGAUGUUGGUGGUGGCGGAGGCGACGAUGUCUUUGACGAAGAAGACGUGACCGAAUUCUACGAGCCUGAGGUCGGCGAGGGCGAGGAGCAGGAUGGUCUGGAGAAUGGCGACGAGCAGGACAAUGUCGUCGUCUCUGGCGACCCUUCCGCGGCCGCCAAUGCCAGUCGGGCCGACAAGUCGAGCAAGGAUAAGAAGAUCCCCGACGAGGAACGCAAUACGACACCAUACAUGACGAAAUACGAGAGAGCACGUAUCCUGGGCACUCGCGCCCUGCAGAUUAGCAUGAAUGCGCCGGUGCUAGUUGAUUUGGAGGGCGAGACAGACCCUCUGCAAAUCGCCAUCAAGGAGCUUCGCGAAAAGAAGAUUCCGUUGAUUGUGCGACGUUACCUGCCGGAUGGCUACUACGAGGAUUGGACCUGCGAGGAACUUCUCCAAUAA
This is a messenger RNA of Akanthomyces muscarius, 459 nucleotides long. RefSeq lists its product as uncharacterized. The record is from RefSeq and is a predicted model, not a curated record. The transcript is spliced from 4 exons. Bases 1 to 459 code for a protein of 152 amino acids. Gene Ontology annotation, cellular component: RNA polymerase I complex; RNA polymerase III complex; nucleus. NCBI's taxonomy places the organism in Eukaryota, Fungi, Ascomycota, Sordariomycetes, Hypocreales, Cordycipitaceae. Gene Ontology annotation, molecular function: DNA-directed RNA polymerase activity; DNA binding. Gene Ontology annotation, biological process: DNA-templated transcription.